Molecule: messenger RNA, 369 nt
Organism: Haemonchus placei
Lineage: Eukaryota; Metazoa; Nematoda; Chromadorea; Rhabditida; Trichostrongylidae
Source: the annotation of a GenBank genome assembly
CUUGCCUACAUUGUGGCUGGGAUAGUGGCUGUAUACUUGGUCAUAGGAGCUGCAGCACAGUUCGUUUGCAAUAUAAUUGGAAUAGCAUACCCUAUCUAUGCCAGUGUCAAGGCAGUACGAACCGAGGACACCAAUGAUGAUACACAAUGGCUUAUCUAUUGGUGUGUAUUCGCUACGUUCGCUAUCCUAGACUUCUUUGCUAGCUCAAUCAUGCAAUGGUUUCCUUUCUAUUGGCUGUUAAAGGCGUUGUUCCUCAUAUUUCUCCAUCUGCCCCAAACAAUGGGUGCUCAUUUUCUAUUCUACGUGUAUGUGGACCCUAUGGUGACUGCAAUUGAUGGAUAUUUUGCAAAAAGAAACAAACAACAAUAA